UCGAAACACCGUAAAAUAUAGAACCAUAGACCUGUCGAAGUACAUAAUGAUACUCCUUUUGCUUUUGAUAAAUCACUUUUUAAUAAUAUUCAAUGUUUAUGGAAAAGAAAAAUUACCACGUUUCGUAGUAGAGGAGUUUGUUAAGCCAGCAAUAUUCGGUUCGUAUAGCUACAAUCCACUUACGCAGAUGUUCGAAAAAAAGGACGAUCCUUCCAGUAACGGAAACGUCAUUCAGAUACAAAUAUACAAUCGCACUAUAACUCAAACGCAAGUUAUGACAAAUCCUCCUGCAAUACGAAAUACCGUACAUAAUAUAUUUAGGAAACACGUAACCGCAACUAAGCCAAAAUCACCAAAAAAAUUUCAUUUGAGACCUAUAUUGAGAACUAUCCAACAAGAGAGUCACAACUCAACGAGCUCCGGUAAUUCUCAAGUGAGUACGGACCAUCAGAGAUCUACCGUGUAGAACAUUAAUUAAUACAGAACGAAUUAUGUUCUUCAUACACAGAUAAAACUCUUUUACUUACUUACCAGAUAUAUUUUAAGGUGUGGUGGUGGAUUUCUUAUUCAGUUUAAUAACUAUUUAAAAUAAAUAAAUAAUGUUUUUAUAGUAA
Messenger RNA from Pieris rapae (cabbage white), 614 nucleotides. RefSeq lists its product as uncharacterized. The coding region runs from base 47 to 466 and encodes 139 amino acids. Lineage: Eukaryota; Metazoa; Arthropoda; Insecta; Lepidoptera; Pieridae. The record is from RefSeq and is a predicted model, not a curated record. The transcript has 3 exons.